Messenger RNA from Asterias rubens (European starfish), 3126 nucleotides. Its product is annotated as cholesterol 24-hydroxylase-like. Gene Ontology annotation, molecular function: iron ion binding; cholesterol 24-hydroxylase activity; heme binding. The record is from RefSeq and is a predicted model, not a curated record. Bases 94 to 1632 code for a protein of 512 amino acids. Gene Ontology annotation, biological process: cholesterol catabolic process. The transcript is spliced from 13 exons. Lineage: Eukaryota; Metazoa; Echinodermata; Asteroidea; Forcipulatida; Asteriidae.
ACCAAUGGUCUAGGAACCUAGACUAAUUUAUUAACUGCACUGGCAUCCAAGUAUCCAAACAUCAUUUGGCACGGGUGUGCGAAAGCAGAUACUAUGAUCUUUCUUAAUCUCUUGCUAGCUUCGCUUGUGGGAUUUCCCGUGGUAGUAUUUGGUAGUCUUUUUGUUGCAUAUGUUUUAUAUCUCCAUUACGUGCAUAUGAAGUACAGCCAUGUUCCUGGACCAAAGCGGAAAGGUUUUUUCCUUGGGAAUGUUGCCGAUUUGAGGCAGGCUGCCAAAGAUGGCAGAGUGAAUGCAGAUGUAAUGCUUGUUUGGAAUAAGGAAUUCGGCCCGGUUUUUGUAUUCUUUGCCUUCCACCUGGCUAUAGUUCAUGUCUAUAUUCCUGAAGUUGUAAGGGAAAUCUUAGUGUCUGAAAACUAUCCGAAGUACGAUCCCGCCUACAAGAGCCUGGGAUGUCAGUUUGGCCAGCGUUUCAUGGGCCGAGGUCUCGUGACUGAGACUGAUAAUGAAGUUUGGAAACCACAGGCUGCCAUGUUCAGACCAACCUUCCAUCGAAACUACCUGAAGACCUGUAUUGUCCAGUUCAAUGACAGCAGUGACGCUCUAAUUGAGUUUUUGUGCAAGAAAGCUGAUGGGAAAACAGAAGUGAACAUGAUGGAUGUGUUUAACAAGCUUUCACUGGACAGCAUCAGUAAGGUUGCUUUCGGUAUGGAUAUGAAUGUAUUUUCCAAGGAAAAAUCUACAUUCUGCUCAGAUAUUCAAUUAAUUCUAGACAACGCUUACCUAAACGUCUUGAGUCCACUAAUGUGGCUCAGUCCUUUUAAAGACCAUAUUAAAUUACGACGGGAGGGAAGAGCUGCUUCCAAGAGAAUGCGGGAGGUGGGACGACAGCGCAUUAUGGGCCAGAUGGAAGCGCUUAAACGAGGCGAGAAACUGGACAACAACAUCCUCAGUCACAUUCUGCAGUCUGCAGCGCCAGCUGGUGACAGCAACGUCAUAGACCUGGAGUUGAUGAUCGAUCAAUUUAUGACAUUUUUUGUGGCAGGUCAAGAGACGACAGCGUGUCUUAUGGCCUCUGCAUUGCUGGAGCUUGGGAGACAUCCAGAAAUAGUGUACAAGAUGAAGACUGAAGUUGAUGCAGUGCUUGGCGAUGAUGGAUAUGUCAGCUUUGAAGACCUAUCCAAACUGAAAUACACAACCGCUGUGUUGAAGGAAACUUUACGUUUUCAUUGCCCUGUGCCAUGUGUGAUAAGGAAGACGCCGAAAGAAGUGGUUUGGAACGGCAUUAAACUCCCUGCUGAUACACUUAUUAAUGUUUGCAUUAUGAACCUGGCGAGACAGAAGGAGUAUUUCGAAAGCCCAGAAGAAUUUAUGCCGAGCCGAUUCUUAGGUGGAGACAACAACAAUAACAUGUACAUCCCAUUCUCCCUGGGUCCAAGGAAGUGUAUCGGGAAGCAGUUUGCUAUGAUUGAGGCUCAGGUUGCCAUGGCUAAGUUGAUAAAGAAUUUCACCUUUGACCUCGUGCCAGGUCUGAGUUUCGACUAUGUAGCUAGCGUGACCAACAAGCCAAAGGAUUCGUGUCGAGUAUACGUCAAACCGGCCGCACCUAGGUCUGACAUAAUAUCCAAUGUCUGACAUAAUAAAAGAAGUUGAGUAAAAUAUGAAACAAAAAAUCUAGAGAACAGAUGUUUGUUUCUUUUCUUGACGUACAAUCGAAAUGUUAUCACAACAAAUGCUUUUUUUCUGUUUUUAUUUCGUUCCUUUUCUGGUGUUAUAACUCUGAGUAAGCUUCCCAAAAAGUGUAGGAAGUAUUUUCAUUUUAGAAAAGAGUUUGUUGAAGUGUUUAACUUUUUUUAAAUAGAUAUCCACCUGAAAUGUAGUUAGUGUUAAAACUGUAAUACUGUAAUGUGGUCGUGACCACAGCAGGCGUGUAUUAAGGGGUGUGGAUUUAAAGGCACUAGACAAUAUUGAUAAGUACCUUUAAUUAAGGGUUCGCAUGCCGGGAAGUGUGACACCAGAUGUUCAGGCUAGCCCUAGCCUAGACUGGUCCUCUUUCGUUAUCCAUAAGGGUUCGCAUGCCGGGAAGUGUGACACCAGAUGUUCAGGCUAGUUUUUGCCUAGACUGGUCCUAUUUCGUUAUCCAUAAGGGUUCGCAUGCCGGGAAGUGUGACACCAGAUGUUCAGGCUAGCCCUAGCCUAGACUGGUCCUCUUUCGUUAUCCAUAAGGAUUCACAUGCUGGGAAGUGUGACACCAGAUGUUCACGCUAGCCCUAGCCUAGACUUGUCCUCUUUCGUUAUCCAUAAGGAUUCACAUGGUGUGACACCAGAUGUUCAGGCUAACCCUAGCCUAGACUGGUCCUCUUUCGUUAUCCAUAAGGGUUCGCAUGCCAGGAAGUGUGACACCAGAUGUUCAGGCUAGCCCUAGCUUAGGCUGGUCCUCUUUCGUUAUCCAUAAGGGGUUCGCAUAACAGGAAGUGUGACACCAGAUGUUCAGGCUAGCCCUAGCCUAGACUGGUCCCCUGAUGUCAGAUGUUUAAAACAUGGUCUCGCUGCAUGACUGUAUCAUCAGAAGGCUUACCGAAAUGUGUAUUGUACUUUUAGAUAAUGAUGACAGUGUUGUGUUUGGGUACAAUUCAGUCGAGUGUAAUACUACUCGAUUACGAGUACUUGGGCCAUCGGUUCAAGUGUCCAGGUAUAUACAAAGUAGUAAUCCGAGUACAGAGUUCAACAGCCGAGUACCAGGCACUUGGAUCUGAAGAGUACGAGUCUGAGUACUUUAAAAAUAAAUUUCUGCGAAAUCAGAUACCAGAAUUACUUUUUCUAAUUUCUAGGUGACAGUAUGUAAAUUUUUAUUGUAAUCCUGAAUACAUAGACAACUUUAUUUCUCUAUUUUUUUAAACUUGAUAAUUUUGUUAAGUAUUGUGAUGUGGUUGUUGUGGCACAAUGGUCUUUAAGUAGAUAGUGAAUACUGUGUGCAAAGUUUCAAAAUAUUAUUUUUUUGUAAUUUUGUAAACCACAUUGGUCUUAAUGGGUAAGUUAUUAUCAUUCAACAUCUUACAAAAGUAUUGGGGAUAACAUUUGACUAAAAUUGAAACACCGUGUUAAAAUAAAUGUUGAGUUUCGAUUGAA